AUGGCUUUCACAUUUCCCUGGGGUCUCCUCGGGGUGAUCCUGGUUUCAGCAGCUCUUCUUGGCGUUAGUACCAUUGCUAUACUAAUCCUCGCCCUAACGAUAUCCCACAACACUGCUGUCGCCAAAUGCCGUCCCAAGCAUACUCCAGCUCAUCUACUCGUGGUUCUGGGCAGUGGCGGCCACACGACUGAGAUGCUCUCCAUGCUCGAUCACAUGGAGCUCGACCAGUCCCUAUACACCUAUCGAACCUACCUUGUUAGCUCGGGCGAUAGCUUCAGCGCGAAUAAAGCGGUGGAAUUUGAGAACAAGCAUAAACCAGACGCACCAGCCACGGCGCACACCAACAGCUACAGUGUUGUGACAGUCCCGCGUGCGCGAAAGGUCCAUCAGUCCUACCUGUCAGCGCCGUUCUCUACAUUGGAAUGCUUCUGGGCAUGUCUUCUCGUUUUGCGCGGCCUUCAUCCGGAUCAGCCCCGACUGCCGGGAAAAUUUACUUCGCCUUACCCUGACAUUAUCUUCGCCAAUGGCCCAGCCACGGCCGUCUGUGUCAUGCUCGCCGCGAAACUCCUUCGCUUCUUGCAGUGUAUCCACCGCUUUUUCUCCCGCUCACAGAGCCCGCGCAUCCCGAGGCUGCGCACUGUUUUCGUCGAGUCGUGGGCGCGAGUUCGCAAUUUGAGUCUCUCAGGCCUUCUCCUCUUGCCGGUUGCCGACCGCUUCUUUGUACAAUGGCCUGGCCUGGGCGGAAGACGAGCCUGGUGGGGGAUGCAGAAGACGGAGUACGUGGGUUGGCUUGUUCUCUGA
Penicillium alfredii is the source of this 801-nucleotide messenger RNA. RefSeq names its product glycosyltransferase family protein. The record is from RefSeq and is a predicted model, not a curated record. Bases 1 to 801 code for a protein of 266 amino acids. The transcript is spliced from 2 exons. NCBI's taxonomy places the organism in Eukaryota, Fungi, Ascomycota, Eurotiomycetes, Eurotiales, Aspergillaceae. Gene Ontology annotation, cellular component: UDP-N-acetylglucosamine transferase complex. Gene Ontology annotation, biological process: dolichol-linked oligosaccharide biosynthetic process.